AUGGCCGCCGUAUCCUCUGCCGCCUCUGCGGCUGCCGCCCGCAUUGGCGCCGCUCUCUCCGAUGCGCAGUACUUUGAGUCGAGCAUGGUCCGGGUGGAAGACAUCCGCCGCCAGCUGGACAGCCGCUCCGUCAAAGAGAAGCUUGACGCCAUGAAGCGGGUCGUCGCCUUAAUCUCCCUUGGGAAAGACGCCUCCACCUUCUUCCCCGACGUCGUCAAAAAUGUCGUCGCGCCCUCAUUGGACGUCAAGAAGCUCGUCUAUCUCUAUCUCGUCCACUACGCAGAGGAGAAGCAGGACCUGGCUUUGCUGGCCAUCAACUCCUUUCAGAAGGACUUGUCCGACCACAAUCAGCACAUUCGCGCGCUUUCGCUUCGCGUCCUGUCCUCCAUAAGGGUCAGGGUCAUUUUGCAAGUCGUCAUUUUGGCCAUUAGCAAGGCCGCGAAGGACUCCUCGUCCUACGUGCGCAAGGCUGCCGCCCAUGCCAUCGGGAAAGUCUGCGCCCUGGAUAGUGCUUCCAAGGAGGUUCUGUUGGAACCACUACAGGAUUUGAUCAGCGAUCGGUCCACACAGGUUAUGGGGAGCGCCAUCGCUGCCUUUGAGGAGGUUUGUCCCUACAAUUUCUCUCUCAUCCAUCCGCAUUAUAGACGCAUGUGUGCCAGUCUUGCCGAUGUUGAUCCAUGGGGGCAGAUCACCAUCAUGAACAUGCUGUUGCGCUAUGCCCGCAUCCACUUCGCCGAUCCCUCUGCGUCCACUGCCGACGCUCAGAGGUCCGUGCACAGCAGAAAUUCAGACCUGACUCUACUGUUGACCAAUGUCCUACCUCUUUUCUACUCGAUGAAUAACGGCGUCGUCGCCUCAGCCAUUGCCAUGUUUUACCAUCUCGCCACGAAAGACGAGUUCUGCGCAAACGCCGUCAAGCCGCUCAUGCGCCUCGUCGAUAUCGAGGAUGACGGAGGCCAGGCCGUCGCCUUGAAUAUGGCGGCCGCCGUCGUAACGCGCUUUCCGCCCGCGUUGCUACCCUAUGUGUCCGAGUUGUACGUGUCCGCGGCGCAUAGUGCACCUAUCCGUGUGCUGCGCAUGACAGUGCUGACCAGAAUAUGUGCCGCAGCAGAUAAACCGGGUGGCAUUGGAUCCAUGCCGCAUGCGCGCCGCGCUCUUUUGGCCGAGCUGAAAGAGUAUCUUUUUAGAAGCGACAAGGACUUGGCCGCUGCAUCUGCGCGCGCAAUUGGGAGCUUGGCCACAGCACAUCCAGGGUCCACCCCAGCUAUUGUUAAAGUACUUUCUUCUAUCGUGCGAUCGGCAAAUAGCCCCGCUGUCGUGACUGAGGCUAUUGGAGUGCUGCGAAAGCUGCUGCAGAGACACCCGAGCGCGCAGGCGCGGGCACUGCCGCAGCUUAUCGCCCUACUGUUGGCUGGUGAGGGAUCCGAUAGGGAAUCCAUUCAGGAGCCGGCUGCAAGAUCAAGCGUGAUUUGGUUGAUUGGGGAGUUUUAUGACAAGGUGCAAGCGGUAGCAACCGAAGCGUUGCGUCUGCUGGCACGCGGCUUUGUCAACGAGGCGGCCGAAGUCAAGCUACAGAUCCUCAACCUGGCGGCAAAAGCGGUUGCCUGGAACGAAUCUGCGCGUACGGGCGAAGCCAUGUCACCCAGUCUUCCACCAGGAGUCCCGGAAGAUGUACGCCUUCGGCUGUUGGAAUACGUCAUUUCUUGCGCCAAGUACGACAGGGAUUACGAUGUCCGCGACAAGGCACGGAUGUUUCACUUGCUAUUUAUAACACAGACAAAUACUCCGUUAUUUGGUACAGUUUGCAAGGCAUUUUGUGCUCGCAAACCAAUUCCUGCUUCGGAUGAUGUCACGUCGUGGUCCAUGAAUAUUGCAAACCUGGAGUCUGAUGUGGUGAUCGGGUCGCUCACGCAAGUGCUUACUGGGAGGCGUCUAGCAGGCUUUCAAGCGCUCGAGAGCUGGGCAAAAGAGGAUUCUGAAGCCGCUCUUCGCGAUGAAGUUGAAGGAGGGGGAACAGGGGCAGCACAUAAUCGCGAAUACACGGGAGUCAGCAGCGCUGAUUUCGGUGGAGCGGGGACGACAGCAAAUCAUGGCUCCACAGUAUGGGAGCCACCGAUGGGGAUUUCGUCAUCGACUGUCAACUUAACUGGUGCCACAGGCCAUGGAUAUAAUAUUGGGAGCCUUGGUGUCGAUAUGUCUUCCCGCUUGGCCGGACCGUCGCUGAAUAUGAAGAAUGUAGAUCCUGAGCGUUUCUACGAAUCAGAGGGGACAUCCGGGUCCUCAGAGUACGAUUCAUCUUCAGAGGAGGAGGAUGACGAAGGCGCUGUUGUGUCUUUGGGUGCUCAGCUCUUCGCGCACCCGAAUCCUCAGCAGGUAGUAAACGAUUUGAUCGAUACUGGACUUGCGGAGAGAUCCGCAGAGCAAUUUGCUCCCGCGAAAUCCACGUCGGAAUAUGACAUUGAAGCAUUGCUGGGCAGCCUGUCUGUAUCUCAAGAAAAGUCUGAAAACAAGAUCAGUUUGCCGGACAAUUCGCCAGACGGACAGGAACGGAGUUCCUGGACUCGGCUUGUCGAAACUUGGAGGUCCAACGGGUUGGAAAUCGAUGCGUGCUACAUUAGAACUCCUUCGGCGGCCGGCUCCGACGUCACACCAGUUGUGCUACGGCUCACGAACCACGGAAACACAACCCUGGAAAACAUUUCGUUUUCGUCUCAUUCGGGAACGUAUUUCGCAGCUCGGAAAGAAUUGCCUUCGUUGCCACCCCACCACUCUGAUGAAGUAUUGGCGAAUGUAAGGUUUCGAGGGAAGACGACUGGGGUGCAGUUUGGUGUUAAAGUGGAUGCAGCAGAUGUUACGAGCGGAGAGUUGAAGCCACCAGUUGGUUUCGUUGUUCGGCCAAACAUUGCUAUAACGCCCGGAGCUUUUCUUUCAACUGAGCAGUCGCUACGGGGAAUGUUUGGAAAUGAGUGCACAGUCCGGCUAUCCCAGCCCGAAGGCAGUGACUGGAUGGGAUUAUCCAAUCUCAUCCGUGAACUUAUUCUCGAAAAGUGCUUCUUAUCGCAUGUGAAGACUUCGGUCGGUGGAAGAAGUGCCGCCGACAGUGAGAAGUUUUCAAUUGCCCUUGCAGGUCACUUGCCCACACCUGAUUCGGGCUCACAGGGACUACACCCUGUACUGGUCCGCUUGACAGUCCACUCUGCUCAGGACGAGCAAACGUGUAAAUGCCAACUGUGGGUGGGAUGCGAAGUGAUGUUGUUUUCAGCAACGCUUAUGCAGGCGUGCAAGAGUGCAUUGGUACCACUCACCCAACCGUCGUGACAAGUAGAGACGUAGGGCCUAUGUUUCUGCUCGCAGGGAAGGAACAUGUGCCAAUUGUGACACUGAACGAGCGCUUACUUUCAAGAUAUGGUGUCUUUCAAUAUCAAUCCGCUUGGUAUUACUAAUGUUACAUGUUUUACAAGUGCCCAACUUUGUGGGCAGAUUCCGUCUUGUGCCAUUAGGACAAACCCCGUCUUGGCACGGCUUCUAAUUCAUAACUCCUAGUCAUACAUUACUCGUAUUAUUUCCACAAGAAUUGUAGAAACCUGGAACAAUACAUACAGUGUUCCAUCAGUGCAAAUGACAGAACACAAGAUCCUAACAAAAAGUUGUUCGUAUUUUG
Chondrus crispus (carragheen) is the source of this 3661-nucleotide messenger RNA. Its product is annotated as AP-3 complex subunit beta-1. Gene Ontology annotation, cellular component: AP-3 adaptor complex; membrane coat. The transcript is spliced from 2 exons. Bases 1 to 3318 code for a protein of 1105 amino acids. The record is from RefSeq and is a predicted model, not a curated record. Gene Ontology annotation, biological process: intracellular protein transport; vesicle-mediated transport. Lineage: Eukaryota; Rhodophyta; Florideophyceae; Gigartinales; Gigartinaceae.